AUGCAAUUCUGCACCUACCUUCGGAAGUUUAUCGUGAAGCUGCUGAAAACGACUUCUGCCCACGGUUUUCAGCACGUCAUAAAAGUAGGAGCUCAAAUCGUCGAACGCAUUUUCUGGAUCUGUUGUAUUGUGAUCUGCAUAUACGGUAUGACUGCUUUGGCGCAACGUACCUGGGACCGUUAUCAAACGUCACCUGUGGUCAUUUCAAUGGACCGCAACAUGUAUCUUUGGAAUACAAGUUUUCCAAGCGUAACCGUAUGCCCUCAUCGAAGAAUUGACGAGAAUAAAGUUAAGCAAUACGUCCAACAAAACCCAGCAAUGUUCGUAGGAGACGGCGAUACGGAUGACUUUUUAGAAUUUGUCGUCAAACUAGCUAAUGCUACCUACGACACCUUUGCUAAUUUGCCAAUGCAUAAAACAUACGGAAUUGACAGUGCAGAUUACAUGGAUUUGAUAAGUAAUUUGUCCCUUCAAUUUUUGCCCCAAAUCAGUAGUGCUACCAUUUUGCCGCUGCGAAGCCAACAAACAGUUACCGAGUUGGGAGUGUGUAUGACGAUUAACUCUAAAAUUGCCGAUUACAAUUCAUACCAGUACUGGAAGAACAAUCGCUGGGAUUUGGUAUCGGAGCCGCAGACCGUUGUUGUCCAUCCACUGGAUGGUGAAGUUUAUGGUCAGCUUAAUAAGUUGGAAAGUUCCUACGAAGUGUACUUUCACGGAUACAUGGAAGUUCCUGAUAUUUCCGAACAACGCUAUCUGUUCCUGGAUUCUUUCUAUACAACAGUUGAACUACUGGCCCUUGAGCUGAUCACUUCCACCUCCGUUAAAGAAUUAUCAAUAUCUCAAAGGCAGUGUCGAUUUUCCUUCGAGGCUGAUGCUCUGGAAUUUAGCCCGAUAUACAGCUACAAUCUGUGUCGAAUUGAAUGCCGUAUGAGAUUAGCGUUGAAAUAUUGUGGUUGUAUUCCCCAUUUCUACAGAAAUCGAGGCAAACAAGGUAAGCUUCGAUAUCGCACCUGCGAUUUUGAAGGAUAUCGUUGCUUAGGUGUAAAUUCUGAUGCCCUUAUAACGCUGCGUCAAGGCAACAAAGCUAUCGAAUGCAAGUGCGUUCCCAACUGUGAUGACUCUAAUUUCUUCGUACAAGCUUAUAAAGCCAGGGAAUGGUUUCUUGGUGCUACUUUACAGUGGGGUCUCACGGACUAUCCCAAGAUGCAAUUGCAUCGCGAUGUGAUUUUUGGACUAUCGGACGUUUUUGUCUAUAUAGGUGGUCUGGGAGGAUUUUUCUUGGGCUGUAGUUUGUUGACAUUUACCGAAUUCUUCUAUUUUCUUACGUGGCGCUUGUUCAAGGAAACAACAGCG
Wyeomyia smithii (pitcher-plant mosquito) is the source of this 1353-nucleotide messenger RNA. It is a transcript of the gene ppk9, whose product is annotated as sodium channel protein Nach. Gene Ontology annotation, molecular function: ligand-gated sodium channel activity. The transcript is spliced from 6 exons. Gene Ontology annotation, biological process: sodium ion transmembrane transport. NCBI's taxonomy places the organism in Eukaryota, Metazoa, Arthropoda, Insecta, Diptera, Culicidae. Gene Ontology annotation, cellular component: membrane. The record is from RefSeq and is a predicted model, not a curated record. The annotation marks the transcript as partial.